AUGGUGGUGGGAGAACAGAGGAGCUUUGGCAGUAUGGACGAAAAAGGAAGUUUUAAGAAGUUCUGUUCAUUUCAGCCUAUUGCAACGACGCCACCGCAUCCUGGAUUGAAGGAAGAGCCACUGAGCCAAAGCAGCAGUGGGACCCAGAUUUCAAGCACCAGCGGUGUUUCCUUGGGAGAAGCCAUUAGGCGUAGGUCUGCUUUGAAUAAGGAGAUGGAAACAUGGUAUCUUCCUCGUGCAGAAACAGAUAACAGCAAUCUCAUCAUGACUGUAGGAUGGGGAGUUGGCCAAACCCAAGGAGACUGUAACAUAACAGAAUUUCCAACUAUGGAGGAAGGCUUGGUCACUCCCACCGUGAAUUCUAGAAGGCAUCAAGCAUCUGAAAUGACUCACUCCCCCCUACUGGAGAUUCAGGACAGUCAGCUUUCUCCCAACCUCCCGCUGCUGACGACACACGCAACGCAAGGGCAGACUUUCUUUAGUGAGACCCUUUUUCAGCAAACAGGAUUGGAUUUUGCUGCAUUGAGAGCAACUCCAGACUUUUCAGUUACAGCUUCUGAGAAGCCUUCCACACAUUUGCAGAUAAGUGAAGCUGUGCAAUUGGCAGCCCGAGAAAUUGGCCCAGAAUGCUCCAGGGAGUGCUUCUCUCUGUCCCAGCAUCCCCUGGCUUUCAGCAUCAUGACUCAUAACAAUGCCACUCUGGGUAGCUAUUUGUCACAGCAUCCUCUUUCUUUUUCUGAGCAAGUACCUGUGGAGCAAAGGAAUUACAGUGAUUGGCAAAUGCCUCACGUUGACAUAAAUGCUAAAACCCUGGUCUCUGAGGAGGAGAAUUCUGGAAUGCUGUGUUCACAGAUGUGGCAAAAUCAGCAACUGGCCAUGCAGCAUCUUCCAAAAGAAUGUUGGGGAACUGCGCCCAGCCAGGAUAUGUUCCUUUUGGACUGCAGUGUCCCAGCACCUGUCCUGCUGGAAUUGCUGGAGGAUGAGAUGGGGUUACCUAAGCAUGAUGGCUUCUUAUCUUCUGAAAGUUCUUCUUGUAAAAGUGCUUUGGGCAAGGAUCCAGAAGAAAAUGUAAUUAGUCAGCUAAUGGAGAAUGUGGAUCUGUCAGAGGACGCUCCAAAAUUGUUUGUAGAACUGCAUCAGUCUGAAGGCAAAACCACUCCUAAACCUGAGUCAUCAAAACUGCUUUCUGAUGCAGCAGGAAAGCUCUUUAGAAAUGCCAGUGAUUCAGAACGUUUAUCUGCCAACCUUUCACCGGUGUUGGAAUCCUCCAGGGGACAUACGUUUGGUUGGAGUGAUUCUUGCAUGAUUACUGAUAUAUCUCCAACUCCUGUGCCAGACAACCAGCGUAUGCAACAGAAUUUUAAAAGCGUGUCUGAGGAAGAAAAAAGAAAGUUUGUUCCAGCUCCAGCUGACAAUAAACUUCACGCUGCUAUGCCCUUCUGGCCAAUCACUGUGGCUGCAGAGCUCAGUAAGGAGAUGAACACCAUGAGAGAAACCUUGGCAAAUGUGAACAAAAAUGAACUAACGCUCUCCGACUGGAGUGUAGAGAGAGAGCACAGAAGUGCUGGAGUUUCACCUUUUAAUGAGGGAUCAUUCUUUGUACAUCUGGCUCAUCCGAUUCAUCAUUCUACCCCAGGGUUUUUUACAACCAGAAGCUUGAACCGCGAAGGCCCUGGUGUGGCCCUCCCUGCCAAAUCAGUACUUCAGGCCCCUCUUUCUUGCUUACGUGAAGAGAUUUCAAAGACUUCUUAUGCCAAUACACGCAUUUCAUCAGUGGAAGAGCCUUGUGUUCCGUCUGUGGAAGACCCCUGUCUGUUUCCCACUAAAAAGAGUUUUACAUUUCACAGUGGCCAAGGCUUAAAAAAUGAAAAUAGCAGUGGUUCUGCAGUUUUGCCACCUCUUAAGGGUAGAAUUCAGUCCUUGCCUUCUCUUAAUUUUAUGGAGAAAGUAGGAGCAUGGGACCUGAGCCAUUCAACUGAGAGGCUGCCAGAUGCGUUGGCUUUACGUGGUUCAGAUGGCAUUUCUCCCAGGCAGAAGGCCUACGAUGCUAUUGCUGAUUCCUUAAACUGCAUCUUGGUAAAGCAACAGAGUCUGGUUGAUCUUAAGGCAAGGCUGGCCACCCCUUUUUGUGGGCCAAGCUCCAUGACCAGUCUUCACUCCUGUGAUAACAAGUUUCCACAUGCUUUACCAUUUACCAGGUCUCAGUCUGAAACCUCAGUGAUCGCAAUGAGCAGAGAGAUUUCAAGGGCAGAAAUAGGUAAUGAAACAAGACAGAAUGAUACUCUUAAACAAGCAGAAGUCAAUAGCAAUGUUUCGAGAGCUUCUAGAAUUGAACAAACUGAUGUGACUAACAAAGACUCUCUUAGCCAACAUUAUAAAGCUAUUCCAGUCUCUGUUGUGUCCAGUGAUGAGGAAAGUGUUGGUAAAGGAAGACAUUCAGAUCACCUUAUUACAAGCAAAAGAGUUGCUGAACUCCUCAAAGAAGAAGCCAGUUCUCUCAGUGGUAGCAGAGAAGAAUCUGAGGGCUCCGAAGAGAAUGCAAGAGAAUUGUCAGAGUGUUAUUUUCAUCCUGAUCAGAUGGAGAUGGACUAUUUUAGUGAUGUUUCCCCGGACAAUUUAAACCAAGUAACUGAUUCCGGAACAGAAAGUUGUACUGACUUGAGGCUGUCUUCGAGGCAGUCUUCAGGAUCUUCUGCUGUUUUUGGAAAGUUGCAGAACAGUUUGGAAGAUGAAUUAUUACGAACUCCAAAUCAUGGCGAGCUCAAUAUAGAAGAGAGAAUACCGGUGUACCUCCAUAACCUGGGGAUUGACCAGUCACCUUCGUCUAUUCUGACUCCAUUUAUGCCUCAGGGGCCCAUUAGAGAAAUCGAAUUUUCUCCAACUGAGCUCAGAACAUUGAAGGCAUCUACUGAUCUUUUCCACUUGCACUUAUCAGAAGAAGAUUCACAGUCUGUGAAAGAUGCUAUGGGGUCAACCUUGAAUUCUUUGCUGCUCAGUGGGCCUGCUCUGGCAGGGUCAGAUGUCUCUGAUACUUCACUACCUACAAAGCUUUCUCCACAACCCUCCAGAGAUCUCCUCCAUCAGAGCAACUCUCACUGGAAAUCUCAUGCUGUAACACCACCUCUUGCAGAGUCUAUUCCUGAGUUUCCUUCUGCUCCCAUUCCAACAGAAGAAAACCAAGUAAUCCCAGGAGUUCCAUCCAACGUUCGUGAGGAAAUAUCAACAAAAUGUGCAGAGUUACCAGAGGACAAUUUAGACUCAAACAAACUUGGUAUAAGUCAAGCAAAACCAUCUUCCAGUCCUUUGUCUCAGGACAAUGAUGAAAAGUGUGUAAGUGAAGAAAUUAGAUCUUCAAAUGUAAUUUCUGCUGGAGAAAGAGAUGAUUCCUUCACAGGGUCAAACACACCAAAAGAGAGGCAGAAGCUUGUGGCAGAGAUAGACACUAGAACUUCAAAUGAAAAAUUCAGAUCUGCUUCAUGCAUCUCUUCUUCCAGCUCAUUAACAUAUAUCAAUCAGAGGGAGUUGUCUGGAGAUCCUGGAUCAGUUAAGAAGAGUAGACUGGGGAUUCAGAGAGUUUGGUCAUGGGAUGAGAGCAUGGCCAAGCAGAAUAUCACUGGAAACUUAAAAUGGGAAGAUUUGCAGAUUGCGGACUUGUGCGACAAGGAGCCAGUUGUACCUGAAAAGCUGAGGCCAGAAUCCCAGAAAGUGAGUGAAGAGCAUGGAAUGACAAAACCUGUAACGCGAUCAGAACCGGAAGGUUGCAACAGGAUAGCUGUGAAUAAAAGUCUUCCUGUUUCAAUAAAUAGGUCUGCAGAUAGCGAAGUAUGCCUCCCUCCAAAUCUAAAAGAGAUCCAGGCUGUUUCAGAUAUGGAGCCCUUGGAUGGUGUAUCUAACAUCUUGGGAAAUGUUCAGCAAAUUGAGGAGAAAACUAGUGAAACUCACAAUAAAGAGGUAGGUAGUCCUCACGAAAGUGCAAAUAGCAGCAGUGUGGACUCUCUGGGUAUCAAAGUGAAGAAACUUCUCCAGUAUGAGCAUUCCGUGAUCCACAGAGCUCCUUGGAUGGAGAUGAAGGAGCGUGAUGGAUCUGGCCCCAGAGAGCACUCCGUUGCAACCAGCGCAGCUUUCAGCAGAGAAGAUACCUGUAUUGGUCCCCAAGGGAGCAAUAACAGCAGCAGCUUGGACUCUUUGGCUGUCCGUGUCAAAACUCUUCUGGAAGAGGAACGCCCUGUGUGGCAUGCAACUCAAAUACUACAGAGUGUACAGGAAGAAGAAGAAAAGGCACGUGCCUGGGUGAAACUGAAACUGACAGCUCAGCUCCAAGACUCCAUACCUGACUUGAAUGAAGAAGACAGGUGGAUGAUAGAACAGAUUAAGAAAGAGCGGCUUUUGUGUUCUGGAAAAAAUGAACAUUCGGAGGACCAGCAGUGGGGAAGCGGCUUCAAAAGGUUUUCAAACCACAAUCCUACUGCAAAGCUAGAACCAGGACUCUUGACGAGUCCAAGAGACAAUGAACUGCAAAAGGCCCUUAAGAAACACAGUUUGCAACUAGCUGAGUUCUCCAAGGAAAUUGCAGUGUCUGGAACUGAUGAUGUCUUAACAGGUGAACCAGAGAUUAAACCCCUGAACAGUGUCCAAAGUCAUGUCUCCAGCCAACUACAGUCACACCCUGUUAAUGCCUUGGAUUCUAGAGCCAAUUUUUAUGUUCCCUUGGACACACAUCUCAUAGAACUGAAAGGUGCCUCAAAGGCACCCAAAAGAGGGGACAUGAGUAUAUCAGCCCAGUUGGAUCUCACUGAGAGCAGCACAUCUGUAGAAGCUGCCAAGCAAAUUACUUCUAUCACUUUUGCAUCUCGUAGGAGGUCACCUUCUCCUGCUUCCCAUGUGCCCCGGGCUGGCCUUGCUGAAGCUGACUCUCGUGAUCCCCUAUCUUUGGAAACCCAGCUUAGGAGCCAUGAGGAGCAGAAGCUUGAUAAACUGCAGCUGGAAAGUUACAACACUUGCAAUUCAGCAAGCCUAACGUCUCCUUAUACACUAGGGAAGAACGUUGGAUUUUCUUCCCAAAGAAUCUGUCCUCCAUCUGUGUCUAUCACGGUCACCAGUGAUGAAUCUCAUCAAGAAAAUGCUGCUGCUUCCAUGGAGAAAUCCCCAAGCAGUGGUGUUGUACAGAAGGACCUUGUUGCACAGAGCAAUGAGGAAAAGCAGGGUUCUUCUCUAGUUCUUGCUGAGCAGAAGAGGUACGAUAAGCCCAUGGAUAAUAUUCAUGAUAACAGAUCUAACCCGGAAAGAACUGUGACUGUGGUAAGCCAACCUCCACAAAAGACAAGUGAUGUGCGUUCCCAGGAUUGCUUGGUGGAUGGUGUGGGAAGCUUUGGCCACAUUCCUAAGCCACUUUUUCCUGAAGGCAAAGAGAGUAUGUGGAUGAGAAAAGGUCAAUAUACUUCUGAUUCAUAUUCAUGCAAGGCCAGAAGUAGAGACAUGGGGAAUACUAGUCUGUUACGCUCUUCUUCCCCAGACCAAAUUUCAACAGCCGUGCCAGUGUCUCCUUCAUCGCCAGCCAGAAAAGCCCUCUCUGGGGUCCACAUUACUCUCUCUCCAAAGCUUGUGGAUUUGGAUCUUCCAGGCCCAGGGGACAUUGGACCAGAAGGGAGAGAAAUUGAGGGCUUUAAGGAUGCUGUUAAGCCAGCAACUUCAGAAGCUCCCAGUCUUUUCUUAGAAGCUACCUCCAAGUUAAAGCCCACAGAACUUAAUCCAAAGACCCAAGAAUCAUCACACUUCUCAAAAGAGGCAUCAUUACAUGAUGUUCCAGGGGGGGCUAUACCAACCCUACAGCAAAGUCAAGAGUCCCUGGGAAGCCAAGAGCGUGUGCCAGUCCCAGCUCAAGCAAAUACUAGGGCUCGGAGUUCAAAUGUAUUGAGUCUAGGUGAUAACUUAAAGACGACAGCUUCUUCCCAAACAGAAAGGAUGUCAUCAGAUGCCAUCACUCAAAUAACAACAGAAAGCCCUGAGAAAACCACCUAUUCUGCAGAAAUAUUUGUUAAUGCUGAGAACGGUGAGGUUUCGCAUCAGAAGAGUCAUAAAAUCCCCAGCAACACAAUUCACAGUAUCCCCAAGAUCUCCAUUUUGAAUAGACAGGCUGAUCGGCCAUUGGUGCUGCCAUAUAAACCUCCUGGUUGCUCAGAGAUGUAUUACGUUCCCUGUCCAAAAGAAACCCUCAGGCUAUCGCGUGUCAGGUCCGAGACUACCAUGGAGAGCUCCCACUCAGGAUCAAAUGAUGCCGUUGCUCCCGACUUUCCACCACAGGCGCUUGGCUCAAGGGACGAUCAUUCUCCAGACGCAGCAAUUGUCAAACACAGAGAGGGUAUUUAUAGUAAGAAGGCUGCUCACAGGACGGCUUGGAUGGAGGAGAACGUAGCAAUGACGGGUGGUCCCAGAGAAAGCAUCACUGCCCGAAGUUCCCUGGAAUCUCUGAAAGCGACCCAUUCUGUCUUUGGAUCUCCUCAGUUUUACCCGCAGCGCCCAGCACCUCUGCAGGAUGACCCGGAUUUCUUUCCUGGAAGCAAGGCUUUGGGGCAGGAUGCAGCAUCCAGGGGUCCAGCCCCUCCUUCCCAAGAUUUAUUCCAGCAUAAGGGAAUACUAGAGAGCAGCCCAUCACCGCCCCCUCCUCUGCAUCUGGCCAAACGGGAGGACAGCUUUGCCCCGCUGAAUGGUGAGGUAGAUGACAGUGUUCUCGAGGAAUUGAAGAUCAAGGGCCCUUCAAAGAAAGACUUGCCUGACACCAAAAGGCCCGGCUUUGAAAUAGCUAGUGAACUUCUUUUGGGAAGCCGACCGAUUAGUUUCAAGGAGAAGCCAGUCGCUGAUCCACCAAGGGUGCAAAGCACUCAUUUAACCAGCAGUCUGGAUGAUCUCUGGGCCAAGUAUUUGGAGCGACAGAAGCAGCAUCAGCAGCUGAGCCCCGGCGGCGGCGGCAGGACUGAACUUUCUCUCGUGGAGCGGCUGGACCGCUUGGCCCGGCUGCUGCAGAAUCCCGUUCGGCAUUCCCUGGCACUUGUCCUGGAGGACCGGAACAGCAGCCAGGAGGAACCCAAGAGGAAAGAGCCAGGGGUCGCCAGCUCUCGAGGCAAAAAGAUGGCGGCCAGAAAGAAAGUGGCUUCGCAGCCCAGCAUAGGAACGGUGGAAGAGGCCCCUGUGGCCCCCAGCAGUGCCUGGCAGCCGAGGUCUGGUCGUCCUAAAACUGGAGACGCCGCGGCUGUUGACCGCAUGGAUAGAAAGUGGGAGCAGUCCCAGAACUCGGAGACUCUGAGUGACGUUUCUUCCGAAAUGAGGCCUGUGAGAGACUCCAGCAUGUUAACUGACGUGACCUCCGAAUCCGAGGUGACUCGGGCAGAAACAGAUAGCGCCACUCAGACCGAGGCAAGUGAAUCUGUUUCUACAAUCAACACAGCCAGGCUGAUCAGGGCUUUUGGGCAUGACAGAGUGCAGGCGUCUCCCAAACUGUCCCAGCUGUACAGCACCAUUAACUUGCAAAAGACGCGUUCUGAGACCUGGGCCAAGCGAAGCAAGAAAGCCAGGGGUGCCGGCUGCCCAAAACUGGUUCAGGCCGAACAAAAAAGAAAAGAUGUUCAGGCAACCACAGCUUUUGUGUCCUCGGAUUCCGUUUCAAGCUUCAGCAGUUCCCACGGGCCAAGCCCUGCUCUCAGUUGCAAACGGAUGUUAAAUAAGGCCGUUCAAGCAGGAGACUUUGAGAUUGUGAACAGCGCCACUAAGAAGCACACCCGCGAUGUGGGCUUGACUUUCCCCACCCCGACAUCAAGCCAAGGAACGCUCCAGGGAGGGGCCAGGAGCAGGACAGAGAAUCAGUUUGCUCAGCGAGACGGGCUCCCGGCGGAAGACAAGGACCAGCAGAAACGGCAGCCGGGCAGCUUCCUGGCAGAGAGGAGGCCGAGAAGGAGUCCGUCGCAGUGGAUGCAAGGAGUUUCUUGGUUUGUCCCUGCAGCAGAUCUAAAACCUGACCCCCAGGAAUGGGCUGGUGCUGGCUUCCUACCUGGCCCUGCUCCGGUGUGGCCAGAGCCCUCGCCCAGAAGAAAGCAGUGGCGAGAACCUCUCCAUGAGAAGAACUGGCCAGAACGUCACGGGGGCCUCCAGGUGCGUCUGGCGGUUCCAGCAAGAGAUGCUGAGAAUGAGCCUCCCCCGCCUUUGGGGAAAAUGACAUUGCAGGAGUCUCUUGCAGUGCAUCGUCCUGAUUUCAUUUCCAGCUCUGGGGAACGUGUGAAACGCCUCAAGCUACUCAUGGAAGAAAGAAAGCUGCAGAGCGUAUUCCAGGGGGAGAGAGAACAAUUGUUUAAUCCCCCUGAUGUGAGGAGUUAUAGGAAAACAAGUGGUCUUUCUAACCGAGACUACCGGGCGAUUCGGAGCAGAGCAGUUUCCAAGAAUGAAAUGGUUGAGCGAUCCAAACGCAUCUACGAGCAGCUGCCUGAGGUGCGAAAAAGACGCGAAGAAGAGAAGAGGAAGUCCGACUAUUCCACCAACCGGUUAAAGGCCCAGCUUUAUAAAACGAAAAUCACCAAUCGUAUUUUGGGAAGAAAAAUCCCUUGGGAAUGACGCCGAGAACAACAGAGCAACCUCCUGGUUUAAUAAACCAUAAUGCAUGUAGUAGGUUUUUAACUCUUUUUUUUUCUUUUUGGCGUAAGCUAGAAUUUGUGCAUCUAGAUUACUCAGGCAGUUUUCCCCGUAUGCACCUUAGAUUUCCUGACAUUAAUUGGACUUCAUGGGUGCCCUUCCCAGUCACCAAAUAGUUCCACCCUUGUCUUUGCAAACCAGUGAUCGUAGGAAGACUUUUUUGAAACCAACCAAUGAGGACUUUUUGUGUUCUACCUACAUUCUCGCGGAUCAAGGCUAUGUAGAAUUAAUUUAUAAACAGCAAUUAAAUUGGUGGUUUUAUGUGUGAAAGUAGCUUUUGUUAUUUUUAUAUAUAUUUGUAUUUCAAGUACUUUGUAUCACCGACGACUGGAUAAUUACUCUGUAUUUUUAUCUCUCCGUGGUGGAAAAAAAUUAAAAUAUCUUACAGUA
Molecule: messenger RNA, 9066 nt
Organism: Python bivittatus (Burmese python)
Lineage: Eukaryota; Metazoa; Chordata; Lepidosauria; Squamata; Pythonidae
Source: RefSeq, a predicted model, not a curated record